AUGGAGAAUCUCAAGGAGAAGAUCUUUCAAUUUGGAAUAUACGGAGCAAAGCUGGGAAUGCUCGAUGGAAGUGAAGUGGAGAUGGUCAUUGGGGAGCCGUGGGUGGAAAUAAUAACAGCAGAUGCAGUAGAAGGCUUGAAAAGAAACUUCACAACGGAUUGUUUGAGGACAGAAACAAACAGAUUCAUGGUGGAGAACUUCAGCUGGAGCGAUCUAUAUGUGAGGAUGGGAUCUCUUGCAUGGAAGGAUUACCUAACCUCUGGGACCUUUAACUUUACAUCGAAAGAGUACUUUCUGAUAAUGAGUCUUCUGAUAGAGGCCAGGAGAUAUGUAGACAACGUGGAACUUAGAAAACUGAAUCUCGAUCCCAAAAAAACACACUACUGCAUCAACAGGCUGGCUAGGAAGGGAUUUAUCGAGUACAAAACAUCCGAGGAGGCCCAGAAAAAGAACUUUAUAUACAAAGUCAGGGCGAUAGUGGAUGAAAGAGGAUUUGUGAUGCGUAGAGUCGCAGAGAAACAGUUGUUGGACACCAACCGAGCAGACCUUCCUGGGAAAAAGCGGAUGUUUGAAUACCGAAUCGAUAUUGGGCUCUACGACAACAUCAGAGAAAUGAUCUUGAAUUCGAAAGACGGGAUAAUUACGGAGGAUCUGAAAAACAAGCUUGGAGUCAGCUCUAAGAUCGGAUACAAGCUUCUCAACAAGAUCUUCAACGAAGAAAAGGAUGCCGUUACAAGAACAGAGGAGUUCAAGGGCCGCAUCAGGAGGUACAGGUACCAUGUGGGUACUAAAAGCAGUGAAGAGGCUUUCCAAGAAGGCGGGGACGGCACAAGGACCGUGGGAUAUAUAACCUCCGAGGAGAGAGUAAGAGCAAUCAGAAAGCUUAUGUCCACCAGUCCCAUUCUCCAACUUGACAAACGGACCUACGAGAAACUCCAGGAGCUAACGGGGUGGAGGUACGAAUUUGACAGAAGAACCAUAAUCAAAUCGGCGGUUCUUGCGGGAUUUAAGAUAUACAAACAAAAGAGAGGAAAGGAGGGAAAGUGCAGUAGAUAUAUGAUAAUGCGAAAUGAGAUGGUUGAGUCUGACAUCAGGGCCCUGGAUGUGUCGAACUGCGACUUCCAGGAAAGCAUGUCUGAGUUCCAGAGAAAGAUAUACAAUAUCUUUGUCAACUCUCCAAAGUUUGUGGAGAUGGACAACGGAUACAUUCCUUUGAGAGAAGAAAGAUUAAAACUGCUCUACAGGUUCCUCGUCAACCACAUGACCUCCAGAGGAGAUGAGUCACUAAGAUUUGACUGGGAGGUAGUAAGAGAAAUGGAGUUCAAUCUUUUGCUAUCGAUAGUCCCUUUCAACAGGAUUGGGUUCAGGGAGUCUCUAUGCCGGUUUAUAGACUCUGGAGGAGCCGAUGGCAGUGCGUUUAAGAGAAGAAGCCACGAGCUGUCUGGAGAAGCAGGAGCCUCAUGUGCCGCUGCUCUGUCGGGAAAGACGGUCUCUGAUAUUGUCGGCCUGAAACUUCCUCAGAGCAUAAGAAAGCUGAUUAGAUUAAAGGUGGGCGUGGGGAAUUUCGUGUCUCUGCUGAAGCAGAUGAGAGACCUCCAAGUUCUUGAUAUGGAAAUAUCGUGCGAGAGGGUGGUGAUAAAAGGAAUGGCCAUGGAUCCUCCCCUUGGACUGAAGGCUCUGGAAAAGGCCAAGAGAGCCAAAGGUAGGGUGAAGUAUGUUUGCUUGAGCCGAAGACUUGAAUUCUUCGAAAAGAUAUGCAAUACAGAGGAGAAGGGAUUCUAUGACCAGGCGUACAAGGUCAUCUACACCGAGUUCAAGGGAGAUGAGCUUGAGGCUAUGUUUGACAGGCUGAAGAUGUUCAGGGAUAGAGAAGCUGAUGACUCGAGGCAGAACUCGCUAGAGAGGCUGUAUAUGGAAUUCAAGAGAAACAUAAUCGAGCUAGGAUGGAUAGGGACACUUGACUUCAACUCCUACUCUGUCUCCGAGGCCAAAAGAGCGCUCAAGACACUCUCCAGGGACAAGGUGAUAUCAAACUAUAAGGGGAUAAGGAGGGUCGAGUUUGUUACUCCCCACGAAAGCUUUUUAAAGGUAAUCAAUAGGAAGUACGAUGUAUUCCGAUUCAAAGGAUACCACGAGCACAAAGGGAUGGGAUACUUCUCGCAUUACUUCGAUCUAGUCUACUAUAUCUUGGCAACAUCCGGAUCCUUGGAAAUCAGCGAGCUAAUGUCUCGUGUUAGAUUCAUGGCCGAUUUUGAAAUGGAAUUGUUUCUUUCGGAGUAUAAGAGUGUGUUCAAGGUUUCCAUGGUCAAUGGCACCCGAAUUGUUUCCCUUAGCAUAUUUAUGGAUCCAUUUGAGUAA
Molecule: messenger RNA, 2358 nt
Organism: Encephalitozoon cuniculi GB-M1
Lineage: Eukaryota; Fungi; Microsporidia; Unikaryonidae
Exons: 1
Coding region: 1-2358 (785 amino acids)
Source: RefSeq, marked provisional